AUGCUUGGAACUCUGCGACUGGAGGAACCUCCAAUACUAAAGGAAGCAACACUAGACGAAGCCGGAUGGUGCCUUCCGUUUUCCUACGAAGUAGGAGAGCACCGGCGAGGAGGCCGCGGAUUGCUUAUUAAAUACAAGGCACGUAACCUAACCCUCUCAAAGCCCCAAAUAGCAACCGACAGCUACCUGGAGCUCAUCUUUCCGUUUAGCAGCAAUUCGACACUUCGCGAGCAGUACCAGCGCUUCACCUCCAACCACAUGCGGUUUGGGCUCCUUCUGGAAGAUCUCGACACACUGGCAGGUGACAUCGCCGCACGGCACGCCGGCGUGUCAGAGAGGGUUUUGUUGACUGCUUCCAUUGACCGUAUCUCCUGGAUUCAAGACCGCCACGUGGCGGGGGAGGUGACCCUGGCGAACAACCUCAGGAUGGCAGGGCAGGUCGUUUGGGCGGGUCGCAGCAGCAUGGAGGUCAUGAUUGAGCUGUCACAUCAAGCUCCAGGGGCAGACCCCAAUCAGUGGAAUUUCAUCGGACUGGCGUUUUUCGUACUGGUAGCUCGUACACCAGAUCGUACGGCAGCAGCGGAAGUACCCUUGCUUGUACCGGAGACAAGCAGAGAGAUGGAGUUGUUCGAGCAGGGCAAGGUUCACAUGCAGCAGCGGCAGCAGCGUCGUGACGCUCACUGGGCUCGUCGACCCCCCACCGGGGAGGAAGUGGCGCUGGUGCACGACCUAAUCAGGCAACACCACUUGCAUCGGAUAGGCAACUACCAUUACCACCACCAUCACCAUCACCCGCAGCAGCAUGGCGAGACGGUGCCCAUGAGCCGUACCGUACUGCAGAACUGCUGUCUGAUGCACAGUCAGGAUCGCAACGUGUUUGACGUCAUCUUUGGCGGCCACCUAUUGCGACUGGCAUACGAACAUGCCUUCUCAACAGCCGCCCUACAUGCAGGCGAGUACUGCGACCCGUUGUCUAUGGAUGACGUGGCCUUCCUGAUGCCCGGGUGUGUGGUGCGGGUGCAUGUGCGAGCCACCAAGGUGGAGCCGGGGGCUCCCGAGCAGAGCGUCGUGACCAACGUGUUCAGCUUUGCGUUUCGAUGCCCGAGCGGUCCUGUACGGCGGGUCGUACCGGACACGAUGGUUGAGGCGAUGGAGUACCUGAUGGGUCGCCGCCAGAACGCCAACGAUGAGGCCAGCCAGGCCGUGCUGGCGGCGCAGGCGGUAGCGAGGCUGUAG
Molecule: messenger RNA, 1236 nt
Organism: Volvox carteri f. nagariensis
Lineage: Eukaryota; Viridiplantae; Chlorophyta; Chlorophyceae; Chlamydomonadales; Volvocaceae
Exons: 9
Coding region: 1-1236 (411 amino acids)
Biological process (GO): acyl-CoA metabolic process
Molecular function (GO): fatty acyl-CoA hydrolase activity
Source: RefSeq, a predicted model, not a curated record